GGCUUAAGCUUUCAUCCCAAGCUCUCUUGGAUCCUGGCAAGUCUCCACAAUGGCACGAUCCAGCUGUGGGACUACAGGAUCGGUUCCUUGAUUGACAAGUUUGAGGAGCACGAGGGAGGUCCUGUGCGAGGCAUUUGCUUCCACCUCUCGCAGCCACUGUUUGUUUCCGGUGGCGACGACUACAAGAUCAAAGUUUGGAACUACAAGCUCCGAAGAUGUAUUUUCACUCUUCUAGGCCAUCUCGACUAUAUCAGAACGGUCGAGUUCCACGACGAGUACCCGUGGAUUCUUAGUGCAUCAGACGACCAGACCAUCCGAAUUUGGAAUUGGCAGUCGAGAUCUUGUAUCGCAGUCUUGACCGGCCACAAUCACUAUGUGAUGUGCGCACACUUCCACCCCAAGGAGGAUCUCGUAGUUUCCGCCUCCUUGGAUCAGACCGUGAGGGUCUGGGACACUUCGGGGCUGCGAGAUAAAACCGUGGCCAUCGGCUCGUCCAUGGGUGGCAUGGGAGCUCCUGGGAAAGGUGCGAACGACGUCUUCGGCACGUCAGACGCAGUAGUCAAGUAUGUUCUCGAGGGCCACGACCGGGGUGUGAACUGGGCAUCCUUCCAUCCUACGUUCCGCACUCAGAAAACGGCGGGCGGUCCAUGUUUUCGAGGGUGCAGCAGUCUGGAGAACAGCAGCUACGGCGGUUCAACUUGUCUUGUCCCGGACACCCUGACACUCCUGAGCUCUUUCCUUCCUGCGAAGCACAUUGGGUUCAUGCAGUUCGCCGCCGAUCUCAAAAGCGCAGAAAUCUGA
This is a messenger RNA of Symbiodinium necroappetens, 801 nucleotides long. Lineage: Eukaryota; Dinophyceae; Suessiales; Symbiodiniaceae. The record is from the annotation of a GenBank genome assembly.